UGCAGGACCCAUUCUUUCCACAUCUGUGCCGCCAGCUAGCCUGUCUGUCGACUCCGUCUAGUUGCAGAGAAAUCGUGUUUUUGUUCGCGGUUACCAGCGGAUUUAUCAGUGGAGAGUUCAUUUAAGAUUUCCUCUUGAAUCUCCACGCAAUCAGUAGGAUGGAUCACAGUCACCACGGACACCACGGUCAUCACGGACCACCUCCGGUUUCUUCAACCGUGGAAUCCCUAUUAGGCGCUGCGGAAGACACAACCGGGAUGCCUCCUAUGGACGCAUGCAGCCAUAUGAACAUGGGCCACCACAUGAUGUCGAUGUCUUUCCACUUUGGCUACUGCGAGGUCGUGCUCUUUGAUUUCUGGAAGGUGCAAUGUGUCAGUUCCCUCAUCGGCUCAAUGAUUGGCAUCAUGAUUAUUGCUGCUCUCUACGAAGGACUGAAAUACUACAGGGAGUACCUUUUCUGGCAAUCAAACAACUCAAUCCAGUACAGAUCAGUGACCCCACCUGAAAAAGCUGGCAGCGCUGAAGAAGCAAGAGUUGUUCAUAUGGUGCCCGAAAUCAUUCAUCGGCAACCGAAAAUUAAAUUACUCCGCAGUAAUGGGAUUAGAAAUUUUGAUCUGAUUAAAGGACCAACAAUGCUGAGCGGCAUUCAUGCCCUCCAGACUGCUCUGCACGUGCUUCAGCUAGUGAUAAGCUACCUAUUGAUGCUUAUUUUCAUGACCUUCAACGUAUGGCUCUGUUUGGCGGUCAUUGUUGGUGCUACUAUUGGUUAUUUUUUGUUCGGAUGGAAAAAAUCCGUAAUCGUGGACGUAACCGAACAUUGUCAUUAAAAGGUGUAAAAAUUCUGUAAAUUAUGUCGGAAAUGUGCAUACAUAUUAAUCUGCUAUAGUGACAACGCAGUUUGUCUAAUGUUAUGAUUUUUCACAUUUACUGGUUAAAUGACACCUCAUUUAAGUUUUAAAUUGUUAAUGAGUAUUUUAUUUUUGUUUGUCUGACCAAAAUGUAACAUGUCGGUAGUAGGAUGAUUUUUGAUCAAAGACUUGACUUUGUUGCAGUUUAUUGUAAUCAAAGAGCGUUCUUGUUUUAAUUGAAAAUAUUUUUUUGAAAUAAUAUCACAUCAGCACAAAGA
This is a messenger RNA of Cloeon dipterum, 1126 nucleotides long. RefSeq names its product high affinity copper uptake protein 1-like. Gene Ontology annotation, biological process: copper ion transmembrane transport. Gene Ontology annotation, molecular function: copper ion transmembrane transporter activity. Lineage: Eukaryota; Metazoa; Arthropoda; Insecta; Ephemeroptera; Baetidae. The record is from RefSeq and is a predicted model, not a curated record. The transcript is spliced from 7 exons. Bases 159 to 827 code for a protein of 222 amino acids. Gene Ontology annotation, cellular component: plasma membrane.